UUUGCAUUGUCUAUUUUUUGUUCAUCGCACGCGGAAGUGAAUAGAAAUACCGAUUUCCUUUUCCUAUAGUUAAUUUUCAAAAACAUCAACUAGACUUUAAAAUAAUAAUUAUUUUACUUUUGUUACUAAGUUUCAGUUUUAGUUGUGUAUAUAGUGGUGUUUUCUUAUUUAGAGUUCUUCAAACAAUGGAAGUGUUCGGUGAUAUAUUAAAUGUACGCUCUGUAAAAAUGGAAAAUUCAGAGAAUGGAUUCGACGAGGCUCCCGGCGAAGAGUCAUCGGAUCCUCUAGCUAUGAUACCACAAUACGUCACCGAGAGUGAUUUAGGUUUAAUACAAUCGGGCACUGAAAUUCUACAGACUCCAUUGACAGUAUUUUCGGAUACACCAGAUGAAGAUGACACCAUGCAAAGCAAUGAUUCAAGUGAAGAGAUGGUGGUGCAACUGAUGGACAUUCGCACGCGUUUGUCGAAGCUGCGCGCAAUGUUGGAGAGGCGACUCGGUACUGACCUCUCUGACUACACCUUCUGGCUGCAGGAUGCUAAAAUGUUGGAGAAUCACAAGACAUUGGUGGAGCAAUGCAUCCGCGGCGAAGGUGUAGUUCAAGUAAAUGUUCAGGUGCGCCCCGCUGACCGCAAAAUCAAUAUUCUGGACGUGCUGAAGCCAGAUGAAGAGCUGGUGCAAAUUCCCAACGAACUUGACGAUCAAUAUAUCGAGCUGGAGGAGCCGAUGGUGGAGGAUACGGACGAAACGGGAGUGGAGGCGGCGGCAAUAGCAGGAAUGGUAUCGGAGACGGGGACAGAUGUCCCCCACGCGGCCACUGUCAAGUGGGUAGUGGACGCGCAGUUCAAGAGCGAUCACCGCGUGAAAGUGCCCGACGACCCAGCGCAAUGGUCAGUGCAACACGUGAAGCUGUGGGUGGUAUGGGCUGUGCGGCAGUUCAACCUGGCUGGCGUGCGGCUCGCUGACUGGCAGCUGUCGGGUCCCGAGCUGUGCGCCCUUACCAACGCGCAAUUCAAAGAGAAAGUACCGUCGGACCCUGGGGAUUUGUUCUGGACACAUUUUGAGUUACUGCGCAAAUGUAAAUUUAUUGCUGUGGUGCAAAAUGAUGAACCUAUAAAGGAUCCGCUGGAGGUGCCGCAAUCCGCCAUCAAGAGGAAACCCAAACCGGCGGGCGUGGGCGUGCGCGGUGCUGAGGAUGGGGGUCCAAGCGUGACGGCACGCAACGGCAACAACGGGCAGGUGCAACUGUGGCAGUUCCUGCUCGAGCUGCUCACCAGCGCGCAGUACUAUAACCUCAUACGUUGGCACGGUUCUGAAGGCGAGUUCAAACUGCUAGAACCAGAAAAAGUGGCAGCUCUAUGGGGAGCCCGGAAGCACAAGCCCGCCAUGAACUACGAAAAGCUCUCGCGCGCUCUGCGGUAUUACUACGAUGGGGAUAUGAUCGCCAAGGUGGCCGGCAAGAGGUUCGUCUACAAAUUCGUAUGCGAUCUUCGGCAGCUGCUCGGUUACGGAGCCGGUGAACUGGCAGAACUCGUGCAAGAGCUCCAUGAUGAAGAGGCGGCGGAAUCGCACUGACCACGUUAUAAACAUGAUGCAUAACAUCACAUGACUAAGAAUAACCUCCAACGUUUUUAAUGUUGCUAAUUAUUGACCAACCAACCAGAGAUGUAAAAAUUAUGACCAUAAAUGUGGUGCAGACAGUUUUGUAAUUUAAUCAAGUGGCAAGUCGUUUAAUAAAUAAGUGGUCGUUACGUUACAAAAAGCUUAACUGUAAAAUAAAUUUUUGACAAUUCAUAACUGCCAUAUUUGUUUUAUACUGAUGCAGCUUGUAGUACUCGCGAAUUUAAGACUGAUCUCUGACUAAAAUUUUGUUUUUAUGUUUAGCUGCUUAAUCGCCACUCGUGUAAAUUACAAAACCGAUACAAAUAAUAAUUAUCAGAAUCGCAACGUCUUUAAGCUUUGUCGAAUAUUUAAUAAUAAAAAAGUUUAUUUCAUCUCCACAAAUAGCAGAAAAUGUACAAAGUACGUAAAUAUGUAUGUUUAUACAAAAAUAUUGUAACUCGUGGAAUAUAUAUUUGCGACAAAUAUUUGCGGCAGGGAGAGAGGGGCGGGAAGUGUUUACUUGUAUAGUAAAAGAUAGCAUUAUUACUUGUACUAUGCUUACAUAAAAAAAAAAAAAACAAGUCGACUGUAUUAUUCCUACAGUGAAGAAGCACUAGAUAUGUUAUUCAUUUUGAAGUUUAUAUUAAAGAAGUUUAAUUUACUCCUUAAGAUUGACAACUCAUGUCUAACAUUUGUAGUUAUACAUUAUAUGUACUAAAUGUGUUUUUUCUUUGAAUCUUAUAUUAACAAGAGAAAAAAUUACAAUUUGUGAUAAUGUUAUCUCACCACAUUCCUCACGUAAAUCUGUUCUAAGAAUAUAGCUUCAUUAGCAAAGAUGAAUUGUCGAGCAUUUUAAAAAAAUCGGUGAUUUGGUGGUGUAUCAGUAGACUUGGAAUAUUAGUUUCCCAUCUACAUUUUGUCCGCCUAACCCCACAAGGGAUCUGAUGUUAAUAUAAAAAGAUAGCUAGAAAGUUUGCUUAUAUUGUAAAAGAUCGAGCUACUGAGCUGAUGGGUGAUAUGUAAAUAACAGUGAAUUAUUAAUAAUGCUAUUAUGAAUAAAUAUAGUUUAUUACUUGUUUUUCA
Molecule: messenger RNA, 2684 nt
Organism: Galleria mellonella (greater wax moth)
Lineage: Eukaryota; Metazoa; Arthropoda; Insecta; Lepidoptera; Pyralidae
Gene: Ets97D
Product: DNA-binding protein Ets97D-like
Exons: 11
Coding region: 186-1574 (462 amino acids)
Biological process (GO): cell differentiation; regulation of transcription by RNA polymerase II
Cellular component (GO): nucleus
Molecular function (GO): sequence-specific DNA binding; DNA-binding transcription factor activity, RNA polymerase II-specific
Source: RefSeq, a predicted model, not a curated record